CCGGCGCUUCCAGGAGGAGCCCCCGAAACGCCCUACUUGGAGGAAGGGAAAGAAAAAAAAACAGGGGUAGGGAGGAGAUUUUGGGAGACGGAGAGGCGCUGCCCGCUUGCCAGCCUUCCGGCCGCUUCUGAGCGUGUAGGAGCGCAGCUGCCGCCUGGAGGGCGAGUUCCUUGGGCAGCUUUGAGGACUCUGGGCGAGGAAGGGGGUCUCCUUUGGAGGAGGGGGGCGGAGGAGUGCCGGCCAGCCUCGUGGGCAUUGCAGAACCGGCGUCAAGGCUGCUGGCGGCGUCGGGGCUGGUCCAGAGCCUUUCUGGUCUUCCUCCUCCCCUUUAAAAAGCACCCCCAGCCUCAGCGCCCCAUCGGGUCCUUUGCCUCCGCCUUGCAGAUCCCAAGAAGGAGAAAAGACCCCCUUCCGCGAAAGCCAAGACACGCGCGAUGGGAACUUAAGACGGGGCGGAGAAGACGGUCCGGAUCUUGGCCGAGGAAGGAGGACUACCGGAGGCUCGCGGGAUGGCGGGCAGCGGCGCUGCUUAGCCCCCCGACUCGCUCCAUCACCUCUGGCGCCGCCGUCCGCUCCUUCGCGCCCCCUCGCUUGGGGGGACACCCCGGGAGAGAGAUGAAGACCAAGGGAGACGCCAGGGAGGGGUCUGCCGCCGCCGCCGCCGCCUCCUCCCUUCUGCCGGCCCCGCAUGGCUCCGGGCAGGACCCCUUUUCCCGCAAGCAAACCGUCGAAGCGCUCGACCUCUCCUUGGAGGGGAUCCUGUAUCCCAAAAGCAGCGACGACGAGGAGGAGGAGGAAGGAGAGGAGGAUGAAGAGGGAGAGGACGAAGCGGCGGCGGCCGGAGAGCGGAACGGGACGGCCUCCCUGGUGCCGGGGAGCCCCCCGUCGGACAAGGACGCCCUGGAGAGGGUCCUCGACACCUUCUUGGCCCCCUCCUCCGGCCAGGCCAACGCGGGCAGCCCCUCGGCCGCCAUGCCCUGGGCUUUCUUCAGCGCCGAGAUGCUCAACUCGGCUUACUUCGCCGCCCGGACGCGGCAGCUGUUGGACGUGGAGGAGUCGCCGGCCGGCGCCCUCCACGAUUUCGCCGCUUACGCCUAUUCCCCCAAAGAAGGGCCGCAGGCGGCGUACCUCUUCCCGGCCGCCGGCGGAGACUUCCCGCCGAACUUCAAGAUCAAGGAAGAGACCCUCCUGGCGGCGGCGGCGGCGAAAACCUCGACGGGAGGUGCGGCCGGAGCGCUUCCCGGCGCCGAUUACGCCGCCCAAGGUGCUGCUAACGCCGGACAGGCCAAAACUGACAUGAGCACCGAGGCUUCCUCCUCCUCCUCCUCUCUGGAGUGCAUCCUGUACAAGGGAGAAGCGGCUGGGGUGGCUGCUCCUGCGCCUGGAGGUUCCGCUGCCCUCUCUUACGGACUAGCGCCUUGCAAAGCCUCAACCAGUUGCAUAGUACAGAGGGACAGUCUCAGCUUGCCCUCAACGUCCAACGCGGUGGCCUCUCAGCCUCUCUACCAGCCCAUGGCCUUUCACAGUCCGCAACAGCUGGCCGGCUUCAAAGAGGGCUUAUCCCAGUUCUACUCACCUUAUUUGAGCUAUAUAAGGUCUGAUACAGAAGCUGGCCAGAGCCCCCAGUACAGUUUUGAAUCCUUGCCGCAGAAGAUAUGCCUCAUCUGUGGGGAUGAAGCAUCAGGCUGUCACUACGGAGUCCUCACUUGUGGGAGCUGCAAAGUUUUCUUCAAGAGAGCGAUGGAAGGUCAACAUAACUAUUUAUGUGCUGGCCGGAAUGACUGCAUAGUGGAUAAAAUUCGUCGAAAGAACUGUCCCGCUUGUCGCUUGAGGAAGUGCUGCCAAGCUGGCAUGGUCCUUGGAGGUCGAAAGUUUAAGAAGUUUAAUAAGGUCAAAGUUCUAAGAGCACUUGAUAUGGUUGCACUCCAGCAGCCCACAGUCCACCCGAAUGAAAGCCAAGCUCUUGCCCAGAGGCUCUCCUUUUCUCCAACCCAAGACAUCCAGUAUAUCCUUCCACUGAUUAAUGUCUUACAAGGCAUCGAGCCAGAAGUUGUCUAUGCAGGUUAUGACAACACACAACCGGAAACUCCGAGUGCUUUGUUGACCAGCCUUAAUCAACUGUGCGAGAGACAGCUCCUCUGCGUUGUCAAGUGGUCCAAGUCUUUACCAGGAUUUCGGAACUUACAUAUUGAUGAUCAGAUAACUCUUAUCCAGUAUUCAUGGAUGAGCCUAAUGGUAUUUGCCAUGGGAUGGCGGUCCUAUAAGCAUGUCAGUGGCCAGAUGCUGUACUUUGCUCCUGAUUUAAUCCUAAACGAACAGAGGAUGAAGGAAUCAUCGUUCUAUUCACUGUGCUUGUCCAUGUGGCAAGUCCCACAGGAGUUGGUCAGGUUACAAGUCACCUGUGAAGAGUUCCUCUGCAUGAAAGCUUUGCUCCUCCUCAAUACAAUACCUUUGGAAGGCCUGCGGAGCCAAACCCAGUUCGACGAAAUGAGGGCGAGUUACAUCAGAGAGCUGGUCAAGGCCAUUGGGUUGCGACAGAAGGGGGUUGUGGCCAGUUCCCAGCGUUUCUAUCAGCUUACAAAACUCAUGGACUCCAUGCAUGAUCUUGUGAAACAGCUCCAUCUAUACUGUCUGAACACAUUUCUCCAGUCCCGGGCGCUGAGUGUUGAAUUCCCAGAGAUGAUGUCAGAAGUGAUUGCCGCACAGUUACCCAAGAUCUUGGCAGGAAUGGUGAAACCGCUUCUCUUUCACAAAAAGUGAAAACACGUCUCCUCCCGUUCUCUUGUUUGUAAAGAUAAUGCAUACAAAUGCACAUUUAAAAAAAAUACGUGGAGCUGGGGGAAGGAUUUUAAGUGCUGAGAUACUUGCAGUCAUUGUCCCACUUCACAUGCAUACCAAAUUAUGGAUUGGAUCCACACUUAAUCAUACAUAGAGGAGACCCACUGAGAUUAAUGAAACACCUAUGGGUCUUCACUAACCUAGGUUUAAUUCAGUGAGCUUUACUCUAAAUGUGACUAAGUUUGCAUUCACCCCAUUUUGUCUGCAAGCCUUCAAAUGCUGCACCGUGUCCUCCAUAUGGUGGCCUUUUAAAUUCCUUUGCAAAGUGUAUUUUUUAAAGCAUGACCAAUGUUUGUCAUAAGACAUGUUUUAUAAUAGGCCUGAUUGGAUUUCUGCUGAGGAAUAUAUUAAAACCAUUUUUGUUUUGUUUUUUUAAACAGGAAUUUAUUACCUUGUACAUUUUCAUAUUAUUCAUUUUUAAAAUCUGGCAAUGGAGUAAAGCUUUAGCCUUGAAUACAUUUGUGUGUGUGUGUGUAUGUGUGUCCGCGCGCGUGUGUGUGUGUGUUUGGCUAUACGUGUAUAUGUACAUAAAUUUCAAAGAAUAUGAUGAAAUUAAA
This is a messenger RNA of Pogona vitticeps (central bearded dragon), 3395 nucleotides long. Lineage: Eukaryota; Metazoa; Chordata; Lepidosauria; Squamata; Agamidae. The record is from RefSeq and is a predicted model, not a curated record.